GUGGAGCCUUCUGUUGAUGCUGCCCUUGCUACUGUGGCCGAGGGGGCCGAAGGCCGAGGUGGCCGCCAAGAAGAAGAAGGGAGGCAAGGGGGUGGAGCCCCCGAUCAAGAAACAGAAGGUUGCCGGGGGCACCAUUGGAAUGGCGGCCCCCCUCAUAGUAAUUGAUGAUCAGCCCUCCGCUGAGUCCCCAGCCGUUGACACCCCGAUGGCUCAAACAGUUCUUCCCCCGGAGAACUUGCCUCGGGAGAUUCUUCAGCUCUCCCUCGCCCCGGGGGCAUCUGUGUUGCACGGUUCAGCUGAACUGAUGUCUUUCCUGAGGGGGAUUACCUCGAUGAUGGAUAAGCAAGCCCUCUCCACCCACGACGACGACGCCCUCGAGAGCAAGGCCCUUCGAUCAUCUCUGGCUAUAAGCGUGUAUAACCCUCGGUGAGCAGGCCCGAAGGCGCGAGGAGUGGCUCCGUCAUAAGGCCGAGCUAGAGAAGUCCGUGAAGGAGUUGAUCCAUGACAAGGACGCUUCCCUCCGGGCGGUGUGCAAGCUGGAGGACGCCCUUCGGCAAGCGGAGCUGAAGCUGAAGGAGGCCAGAGAUGACGGCAAGGCCGAGGGCAAGGCAGAGGCCGAGAGGGUUGCGGCCGAGGAGAGGAAGCAAGCGGCUGAGGACGCCGAAAAGGCCAAGGCCGAAGCUGUUGUCAAAGCCCGAGAAGAGGCCAUCGCUGGGUUCAUCUCCGAGGGUUGGAAGGCCGAGGGCCAGAGGGAGUGGGUGGCCUCUGUGGUGAAGGCCUCGAUCGAGGAGUGGGUGAAAGGCCCCGGGCUCGACUGGAUGAACGAGAGGGGCGACACCUAUUAUCAAGCCGGCGAGUUCUUCACCCAGCAUCUGGUUUACCGGAGGCUCGCCCGGCAUUUCGGCACCCCCCUGGUGGAGUUUGACCCCUCGGUGUAUGGCCUCCCCCCGUUGCAGCCAGAUGUGAGAGCCCCCCUCCCCGAGGGCGACGAGCGCCCGGUGAUUCAUGAUUCUAUGAUGAUGAGCGGCGAUGAUGAUGGUGCUACCGUCGGGGAUAAUGCCGUCGAAGAAGAAAUCUCCUCCAAACCUGCCGCAGGGACCGUCGAUGAAGUGGCUGAUAAAUCUGAACUCGUACUUAGCUGAUUUUUGAAAACUCUUUGUAAUGAACCUUUGUCACCCCUCG
Messenger RNA from Cuscuta europaea, 1182 nucleotides. NCBI's taxonomy places the organism in Eukaryota, Viridiplantae, Streptophyta, Magnoliopsida, Solanales, Convolvulaceae. The record is from the annotation of a GenBank genome assembly.